This is a messenger RNA of Egretta garzetta (little egret), 444 nucleotides long. Its product is annotated as rho-related BTB domain-containing protein 2-like. The coding region runs from base 34 to 444 and encodes 136 amino acids. The transcript has 3 exons. The record is from RefSeq and is a predicted model, not a curated record. Lineage: Eukaryota; Metazoa; Chordata; Aves; Pelecaniformes; Ardeidae.
ACCGGGCGGCUGGACCAGGCCCGCGAGGACCUGAUGCAGGUGGCCACCAUGGCAGAGCUGCUGGAGGUCUUCGACCUGCGCAUGAUGGUGGCCAACGUGCUCAACAAGGAGAGCUUCAUGAACCAGGAGAUCACCAAGGCCUUCCACGUCCGCCGUGCCAACCGCAUCAAGGAGUGCCUGGGGAAGGGGGUCUUCGCAGACGUGGUUUUCCACGUGGACGACGGGGCCGUGCCGGCACACAAGCCCCUGCUCACCGCCGGCUGCGACUGGAUGAUGGCCAUGUUCCGGGGGGCUUUCCGGGAGAGCUACGCCGCCGAGGCAGCUGGGAUUUCACACGCCAGGCCCCGGCUCUCGCUCGUUAGGAAGCCUGCGACAAACCUCAGUGCGAAGCGCGAGCGAGGCGUCGAACCGCCAGAGGUGGGUGACAGGAGAGCUUCCACGUAA